AAGAAAUUGACUGAAAUGACCACAGCUAAAGUUGAGAACAAAUCAGCUAACGUAAUCACAACUGAUGUUGAGGAGAAAUCAACUGAGGGGAUCGCAGCUGAUGUUGUUGCAGAAACGUCUGAAAAUCUGGACGUGCAUUUGGCAGAAACAAGCAACCAUUGCAACAUAGAUGGGAAGGACGUUCUGAAGAAUUCGUCCUCCACUGCUGCAGAUCAUCUUACCGAAGAGAAACAAAAAUGUGAAAACACUCGUAAUGAAGAAACACCAAUGUCUCAUGAGAAAGAUGAACCACCAGACUAUUCAUGGGAUCAAUGUAUUCGUCCUCUAUUCUCUCGUUUGGUGCAAGUUCUACCAGUCGAACCCAUUCUUGAUAAACUGCUGAGUACGGACCAAGUGAGAUUGGAAGAAUUUGAUAAAAUGAAGCAAAUGAAUGGGGACGUCGAAAGAGCUCGGUAUCUAUUGAGUGAAAUCUUACCUUAUUAUUGCAACAAGGAGUUUCACAAGUUUUGCGAUACUUUGUCAGAAGCUGGCGGAUAUGAUCAAAUAUUACAUCUUAUACAACCGGACAGACAUCCAGAUCUACAGAACAGAGAUCCCAGAGAAAUUAUUGCGGAGUUAUUAAAGGCGGCAAGGUCUCGUCGGCUUCCCUCACAAGAAAAAUCUUUGUUGGACAAGGAAAAGCCUAGGCAGAAAGCAGGACAUUUUUCUGUGGAAGUAGAAAUGAGAAAUUUCCCUCAUUUUUGUGGUCGAGACAAAAUUGUCACUGACAUGUCCCAAUUCUUUUGGAGUAAAGAUCAUGAAAAUGCAGAAUUGAUAAACAUCAGGGAUUUUCGAUUGAUGUGCAUUUGUGCUCAAGGUGGGGCUGGUAAAUCAUGCUUAGCAGCCUACUAUGCAAGGCUUUACAGAAAGACGUACGAUGGAGGAGCGUUCUUUAUCAGCUCGAGAACGAAUGCAUCCAUACGACAAUUGAUUUACAAAUUUAUCUGUCUUUUAAGUUCGGAGAAAGACGAAGUCGCAAGUAAAUCAUUGGAAGAAAUGAAGGCGCGCUUCCUAGAUCUCCUUAUUUUACGUGACGGCAAUGUUUUGUUGAUCUACGACAGCAGUGAUGAUUUGAACGUCGUUCAACACGUAGUUCCCUCGUGCAGCAUAAAAAUUCACGUUAUCAUUACGACGAGAUGCAGAGAUCACGCGUUGAUGCAAGAAGGCAAGGUGAUUCAACUACCGGAGUUGGAUGAAGACGCCGCCGUCGACUGUUUUCGCCGUUGGGCUGGAAAAUACAACGAAGACGGCAGUAUGUCAGAAUUUGAUUUGGAUGAGAUCAGAAGUAUAGUGAACGAUGGACAAGUAAAGCUAUUGCCUCUGGCCAUUCGACGUGUUGCAACAUUGAUGAAGAAGACAGGGGUUACUUUUAGAAAGAUAAAGGAAACGCUGUCAUUGAAGAAAGAAAUGGUGCUGUAUCUAGAGGAUAAUUUCAAUGACAUAUUACAUGGCAAUGGUCUGCUGCAUCUGAAGAAGGAACUGACGAGUUUGGGUGUUUCUCGAAUCGAUCAAAUUUUAACUGCCGAAAUCUCCUCAUUGAUCAAAUCGUGUAACUUUUGUAGGAGUGAUGAAGAGAAGCUGAGGAAAAUGCAAGACAGAUUAAGGGUCGACGAGGAAGCGCCAAUGCAUUGGGAUCUCGAUCUAGCAGAAGUCGCAAGCAGGUCUCAAGUUGCAGACAAAAUUCUUCGUUUUGCUUCUUUGAUGGACACGAGCGCUGUUCCCACUGAUGUUAUUCGUGCAGCUGUAUUGUGCGAUGGAGAGUCAAGGUUUGGAGAAAAUGAGUUUGAAAGCUCUUUGUAUUUGUUGUCACACGAGUUUUCUCUGCUCACAUUCAAUGACGAGGAACAGACGUGUGACAUUCAUGCGCUCGUUCAGCGGUCUGUUAUAGGCCACACGAAGAGAAGAAACAAACUACUGUCUUCUCUCCUUUGUUUGACAAAAUGUAUUCAAGACACGUUACCAGAGUCCGAUGGAUCCAUACAACGCAACCUCAACAACAGCAAGUUGAUUGCGUUGACUCCACACGUUUACAGAGUUUGCGAUCACAUCUUGAAGUUGAAAUGUAUAAAGCAAGAAUGUCUAAAGCUUUUGAAGUUUUCCUGUUGGUUGGCAACAUAUCUCUACGACAUUACAACAGCCAAGCAUUUAGCAGAAAACUUGUUGCAAAUUCGUCGUCAAAUCGGGACUCGCACUAAAGACGAAGUUCUUGAAUUGAGCGAAAGUCUGAUUUCUGUUGGUGAUGCUUACGAUCUAAUGAGUAGACCUGACUCAUCGAAGCCAUACUUUGAAGAAGCCGUACAAGUAUUGCAAGCAUUUGGCUUCGACAAUUCUGAUGAAACGUCAUAUGGUGUGGCUCUAAGCCGCUUAGGGUGUUGCUACAUGGAAAUGAAGAACUUGGAAGAUGCAGAGAGGCUUUUGAGGAAAGAGAUUGAAUGGACACGAGAAUAUGCCGGUGGAGCAGCUCGUACACAUAUUGCUUGUGCGCUACAUAACCUUGCUCACGCAUAUCAAGAAGGGGGGAAAUACGACGAGGCGAUAAAGGCAUACGAGGAGUCGCUCGUGUUCAGAAGCCAAUUGAAUAACUGCAAUCCAGUGGAGAUGUCUACGACUCACAUGAAUCUUGGUAUCUGCUACAUAGACAGCGGGAAACUUAAGAAAAGUGUGAGUUUAAUGGAGGAGGCAGUCACAAUCAGACGAUCUUGCUACUCAUCUCUUCAUCCCGAAUUGGCACUUGCUAUACUUCAUCUUUCCUCUACGUACGAUUUACUUGACAGAAACGAUGAAGCUAUGAAAUUGGCAAGAGAAGCGUUUGAUAUUGCAAGUGUAUCGUUACCGUCAUCACAUUAACCCGAUUACUCACAGAAGCUAUUUGACGAUGUCUGCUACUCAAUCUAUUCGUAUCAUCUGCAGCUGUCCCGUUAGGUUUUCAACUUCAUGUCCGUACUCUGCUCGUUCAACCGAGUGGAGCAUUAUUUGUGAAAGCUAAAUUUCUA
Messenger RNA from Corticium candelabrum, 3032 nucleotides. RefSeq lists its product as uncharacterized. Gene Ontology annotation, biological process: regulation of apoptotic process. The coding region runs from base 16 to 2886 and encodes 956 amino acids. The record is from RefSeq and is a predicted model, not a curated record. Lineage: Eukaryota; Metazoa; Porifera; Homoscleromorpha; Homosclerophorida; Plakinidae. Gene Ontology annotation, molecular function: protein binding; ADP binding. The transcript is spliced from 14 exons.